Molecule: messenger RNA, 3415 nt
Organism: Odontomachus brunneus
Lineage: Eukaryota; Metazoa; Arthropoda; Insecta; Hymenoptera; Formicidae
Product: potassium channel subfamily K member 13-like
Exons: 5
Coding region: 188-1471 (427 amino acids)
Biological process (GO): potassium ion transmembrane transport; stabilization of membrane potential
Cellular component (GO): membrane
Molecular function (GO): potassium ion leak channel activity
Source: RefSeq, a predicted model, not a curated record
CGCAGGUGCAGCAUUCAUGUGUGCGUGUAUAUGCGUGGGCUUUAAAAACGAGGUGUUCUUCAAAUCGUUCUCAUAUCCUUGUAUUCGCAAAUUUCUCUCGGCCGCCGAGCUUGCGCCGCUCCGGAUAAAGAGCGGCGGUGGGGAUCGCGUGCAGCCACCGACAUCGGAAAGAUGAGAGUCACCGGUGAUGUGCUUGUGCGGAGGCUUCGCGGAGGACAACGCCAGGUUCAUCCUCCUCGCCGUCGUCCUGGUAGCGUACAUGCUCGCAGGCGCGGUCCUUUUCCAAAGACUGGAAAGUGAUCUCGAAGUACGGCAGGCCGCGGAGUUUUGGCGGGUUUAUCACGCGUUUCGAAGACAUCACCUACGAGGCAGCCCCUUAGCCCUGCAGAGAUUGCACGAGCUCCUGUACGCUUACGGCAACGCAUCCGCCACCGGUAUUAUCAACAAGAGACGCCGCUGGGAUUUUCCCGGUAGCUUUCACUUUGUGGGCACCAUCGUUUCUACGAUCGGAUACGGAAGCACUGCGCCGCAAACAACGGCGGGUAAAGCGGCCGUGAUUCUCUAUGGUUUCUUUGGUUGUUCUGGUGGCAUUCUGUUCUUCAAUCUAUUCCUGGAGAGAAUUAUCACCUUUUUGGCUUGGAUUCUACGCAACUGGCACGUGCAGCGUCUGAAGAGACGUCUUCGCCGAAUAACGUUAACCUCCCGACGUGUUUCCAAGUCAUCGAGCGCUCAGAAGUCAUCUUUGCCGGACAUCCUUGACGACGACGACGACAAUAAUGUGGACCUAGACCAUUGGAAACCGAGCGUGUACUGGGUCAUGCUCUACUUGUCCGUGACUUCCUGCAUCAUCGCCUGUUGCGCGGCUGCACUUUACGCAUCGCUGGAAAAUUGGGAUUACUUCGACGCGCUGUACUUCGCUUUCGUUAGCUUCACCACCAUUGGUUUCGGUGAUUACGUCAGCACGCAAAAGCCAAAUUAUCUCCACGUACAUUGGUAUAGGAUCGCGAAUUUCGUCUUUCUGGUGGUGGGAUGCUGCUGCAUAUAUUCGUUGCUGAACGUUACAUCGAUCGUGAUAAAGCAGGGUCUGAAUUACGUGAUACACAAGCUACAGUACGGUAAUCGGGAUAUAGCGGCACCGUAUCUGCCGAGAAGGCGAUCCUCGGUGCCGACAAUAUACUGUUCGAAGAGGCGGGCAACCAGAUUCGUCGGCAGGGACUCUAUCAGGGCUGAGGAGAACUCGGAAACGCCUCGCAGGAUGUCUGGCGAGCUAAUUUCCAUGAAGGAUUUUUUGUCCGCCAAUAAGGUUUCGCUGGCGGUGAUGCAGAAACAGCUAUAUGACGCCGCACAGAUGCAGAAGGGCGGCGGAUCACUCGUAGCCACGCCGAAUCAUCAAGUUCUGAAGCCGGGGGCGGUAGGUCCGCUUGCAAUCGCCAGCGAAAAAUUUGAAAGUAAAAGCACUAUAAACAGAUAGGCAUUAAAGACAGGUAAGGAAGCUACGCGAGACAGAAGUAUUGAGAAUAUACCGCAGCGUGUAUAUCGAGUAUAUCUUUCACGAUAUCGUUCAUCUCGCAAGUAUACUCGCUAAAUUUCAAAAGCAUUUAAGCAUACGAUAAUGUAUCGAUUAUGACGAAAUAUAGUGAAAUUUAACAUUAUUAGCGUCAUGUGACACAAUGAUCUCUCAUGAGAGACUGGUUUACAACGCGAUGAGUUUCCAUAAAAUAUUCUAUGUCCACCUAAAUAAAAAUCAAGUCCGUUUUACACUAUUAUAUAAAAUAGAAAUUACAGAGCAGUGCAUGGUGGACGGCUUCCUAGAUCGAUGGUAGCGAAAAAAGUGUUAACGAUGUCAACUAAAUCGUGGUAUUAUCGAUACCUCGUCAAGAUCCAUAUUAAUAGUCGUUGCUUGAGAUUUAUCUCAUGCGAAGUACUUAACUCUGAAAUUAGAAUUAAAUCUGAGUUUUAAAACUAUUAAUAUGGACCUAAAAGAGAUUUCUCUAGAAAAUCUAUCAAUGUGUCUCCAUGACUUGUUAACGUAGAUUGAUCUUUAUAUUUCUUCGUAUCUCUCGUUUGACGUUAUUUGCAGCUCGUAUAGAUAUGUUGAACGUAUGUGUGUGUAUGUAAUAAUAAAUUAUAUCCGCUCGUCGAAUAACUUUAUUUAAGUCAUGUUUACAGUACAGUCCUCCAUGUACUCAACGAUAUCGACAAACAUGCAAUCUUUUGUCUUCGUAUUUUGCGAUAAAUUGUAUGUCGUGUAUAUACCGCGUGUAAAAUAAAUUCAACGACGUUUCGUCACAAUAAAUCUCUUCGAAUGUGAAAAUUGACCGCGCGGUUGUUUACGACAUACACCAACCGGAUGGGCUUUUUUUAUCGGAAAGGACACAAUAAUUCGAGCUCAGACGUUGCGGAACACACAAUCUUGGACAUCGCGGAAACUCGCUUCCUUGGUGUACGUGUGCUUGUUGUACGUGUGAGUGACGCGUAGCCGGGUAUACAGCUUAAAACUUACACGUACAUUACACCUGUAUCGUAAAGUUGCCGAGGACGAGGGUCCUCUUGUCUACGUAACUACAGUACCGUGCGUCGAUUUAAACCGAACAUCUCGAGUCGACGAUUUCAAACGGGCUCUCCUCGGUUGCGUGGAACUAGAUUUAUAAUGUGGAUGAAACCAGCGAUUAUACGGAACGAUUACGUGAAAACGGUACGUUUGAGAUCUAAAGACGCGAGUACUUAUAUAUUAUUCUAAAAUGAGAAACGGUAGACGCAAGCGUUUACGACGAAAUCUUGAAAUUACGAGAGAAAGAGAGAGAGAGAGCAAAAGUGAAAUGGACGAUUACCUGCAGAAACUGCAAGCUUUCACGUAAUCUACAGACAAUCGCUUUGUUGAAUGAAGCCAAAUGCGUUGCGAACAAUGAUCUUUUAACGUUUUAACUCGUCGAACAGUGCGACGUGAGUCGCUAUCCAACACAAUCAUCGUCUUACGGAAGAAGUCACGCCGAUCUAAGACGCGGCGAAUUCGCUGCCGCUGCCAAAUUUAAGCUGGAUUUAAACAUCGCUCUCAAACUUGAAGCUUAAAUUUGGUCCAUCUACUUCACACUCGAAUGACAUCGGAUUUAAGCUUGGUAAUAGAUUUUAAAAGUAACUACCAGGCCCUAGCGUAAAGGACGUGUCGAUAGUACCAGGACUCGUUCUACCUUUUUUUCUUUUUCGUUUAUGCUCGGUACUUUUAACCCUUUGAGUGCUCUGGACGCAUAUAUGCGCUCAAGGUAAUACGUUCGCUAUGACCUGUGGAUGCAUACAUGCACUCAGAGUUCGCUAAGAACUACCGGUGUUUGCUCCAAUCUGCACGUUCACUCUUUUAGCUUGGCUUUUAGCAACAGUUUCAGUUGUAGGUUUUAUUACCUUAAGUUUAGAACAUUAA